CGUAUAUAACCUUAUGUAGCUGUAUGAGGCAAGGUGAUUUCUGUAUAUUGAGGGCUCGCGCAUCUCCAUCCGUUUCCCUCGAUACUCAAACCACGCCGCAAGCCUCCCCUCUCAAGAAUACACAUCGUACCCGCAUAACUGCGCAUCAUCCAUACCUACAUCAAUCGGUUGGGCAAAAAUAUAAUCACCUUCAAACCCCGCUUCCACCUCUCCACAGCUUUUCCCCUUGCACCAAGCAGGACUUUCAGGAUGAGCUGGUUUUUCUCAAAGAACAUUGGAGGCAGGAACUUCGGCACACGCGUCCAUGUGGACAAAAAUGGCGUGCGGCGCGGAGCCUGGCGGUUCCGCCUCUGCGGCUUCUCGUGCGUCAGAUAGGCGGACUUGAGCGCGUCAUAUUCCUACGACCUUUGAGAGAACGUGAACGACUUUCCCCCAGGAAAUGGCGACCUCGUAUCCGCACCUUGCGUUUCUACUCCGGUUUCUUGCAUGGGCUUCGACGAUCUCAGUGGGGUUUCGGGCGAGCUGGCAGUUGAGCCAACGCGCUUGGUGAGUGGAGAUGGACCGCCAACCAGCAAACAUUCACCGGCAAGCACAACUUGUUGAAAAGUCGUGCCAGAGACAGACGACGUGGCUCGGAAAUUAGGAGAUGAGAGGGGGUCGUUGGGCGUUAGGAGCAGUCUGGUUCUCCGAGUCUCAGUACAGCGAAAUAACCUCGAUACUUUGCUUCCCUAUAACGAACAGUAUCUGAAACCAAGCCGUUUGCCGUGGCACGCUUCGAGACGGCUUGUGAAAGUGGAAGGCCGGGUAAUCCCAAUAGCAGAUAUGGAACAAUUUACAAAUCAUCUGGUACUUGAACAGGGGAUUCCAUGGCCUAAGCACAGAAAUCAUCUUGGACAACACGUUCGUUCCA
This is a messenger RNA of Sodiomyces alkalinus F11, 910 nucleotides long. RefSeq lists its product as hypothetical. The record is from RefSeq and is a predicted model, not a curated record. The transcript is spliced from 2 exons. Bases 24 to 533 code for a protein of 169 amino acids. NCBI's taxonomy places the organism in Eukaryota, Fungi, Ascomycota, Sordariomycetes, Glomerellales, Plectosphaerellaceae.